AUGGCCGAACCGGCAAAGGUGAAUCAGGAGCCCGACGUCGCCGAGUCGCCCUUUGCCGACGACGAGCUCGACGAGUCAACCGACCUCGAAUUCUUUGACACCAACGUCGAGAACAACCCUUAUGGGCGCAUGUACCUGGCGCGUCUCCCUGCCUACGUGUGGCAGGCGUGGGCCAAGCUCGACGAAGAUGCCGAGAUCAAGAUUGGGCGGAUUCGCCAGUGGCAAGACGCCAACGGGAACCUGAAACUUCAAAUGCUGCUUCGGUCAGACCUCGCACAACACCAGAGCAUACCAAAAGAGUAUAACAUGGACAUCACCAACCACGAAGUCAACAACACAUUCAUCUUCAGUGAACAAGACCUGCCAAGCUAUGCCGCCAAGAACAAGGAGAAGGCGGCAGCUAUUGCCCAGGGCAUUCCGGCUCACCUCCUCCGUCAGCAGCAGCAGAAGAUGGCCGAGCCGCAGCCACCGCAGGAGCGGGGCAAGAGAUUUGUCCCGUACGCUCGACGGGCUAUCCCUAAGAAAACCGCCGUCACCGGCACUGUCAAACAUGAAGUGGCAUGUGUGCCGGAGCAAAAUAUCGAAACCGACGUGUACAUGUCGAGCAUUUCGAAAGAGGCCGACAACGCAGCGAGGAAGACCAACCUCGUCAAAUCGGGCCUGCCACCCAAUGGGCUCAACAGCAACCAGAGCCUGGACAACUUCAUCAAAACAAAGGAGAAGCCCACCAAGGCGAAGAAGAUGGAGAACAAGGUGGCUCGCUGGGAAGAGCAGAAGCUUCUGGACAGGAUUGCCGACUGCUUCUCGCAGUACAAGUACUGGGCGAUCAAGGCGCUCCGGGGUAGGAUCCCGCAGCCGGAGGCCUUCAUUCGGCAGACGCUGGAGAAGAUUGCGCUUCUACACCGGUCUGGACCUUAUGCCAACACGUGGUCUUUGAAGCCCGGAUAUGCAGACAUGAUUCUCAAAAACCGCUCCCAGCCCAAGGGCGAGGGGGUCGCUCCAAAGCUGAACGAGGACCUGGCAUCCGACGACGACGACGACGACGACGACGUGCAGAUGGAAGACGUCGUCAUUUAA
This is a messenger RNA of Lasiosphaeria miniovina, 1077 nucleotides long. Its product is annotated as transcription initiation factor IIF, beta subunit-domain-containing protein. NCBI's taxonomy places the organism in Eukaryota, Fungi, Ascomycota, Sordariomycetes, Sordariales, Lasiosphaeriaceae. Gene Ontology annotation, biological process: transcription by RNA polymerase II; transcription initiation at RNA polymerase II promoter. Bases 1 to 1077 code for a protein of 358 amino acids. Gene Ontology annotation, cellular component: transcription factor TFIIF complex. The record is from RefSeq and is a predicted model, not a curated record. The transcript is spliced from 4 exons.